This is a messenger RNA of Tilletiaria anomala UBC 951, 462 nucleotides long. RefSeq lists its product as uncharacterized. The record is from RefSeq and is a predicted model, not a curated record. The transcript has 2 exons. Gene Ontology annotation, molecular function: zinc ion binding. Bases 1 to 462 code for a protein of 153 amino acids. Gene Ontology annotation, cellular component: cytoplasm. NCBI's taxonomy places the organism in Eukaryota, Fungi, Basidiomycota, Exobasidiomycetes, Georgefischeriales, Tilletiariaceae.
AUGGAGUACGGCACCAACUGCUCACUUGGGACGUGCUCCAGGCUCUCCUUCUUGCCCAUCAAUUGCACUUACUGCAAGGCGACCUUUUGCGAGGACCAUCACUUCCCAGAUCGACAUACCUGUGCGGCACCAUCAACCUUGGCUUCACGAGAAAGAAAUGCUGCCGCGUCGCCACGUAAAGCAUGCGAAGCGAAGGGCUGCGAUGCUUUCACGUUAGAAGUAGAUACUAGCUCGCGGACAAGUGUGGGGGGCUUUACUCACGCUGCUCCACGAUGCGAGCGUUGUAGAGGAUCCUUCUGUAUGGCACAUCGUUCGUUCGGUUCGCACGACUGCAAAGCCCCAGUCAUCUUGACGGAAGGGCAAAAGAAGAUACUGGCGGCCGAGGAGCGAAAACGAAAAGCCCAGGAGAUCCUGAAGAAGAAUUUCCCAGGCAGAGGUGCAGCUGCGAAACCCAAGCGGUAG